AUGCAGACUACUGCUUUAUUUUAAACCAAUGAAAGACAGAACUCUCCUCAAUCAUGUUAUGAUAAGAAUAGAUAUACCAAGAGAAGAUGUCUGCAGCAUCCGAUGUUUCCUUGAACCCAAUUGCUUGUCUUAUAAUGUUGGACCGCUGGAACAUAGCAACCGAUACUUGUGUGAGAUCAGCGACUCCACUGACGUACGACAUCCGGGAGACUUGGUUCAGCGGUUAGGAUUUACCUACCAGGGAAUAAAGAGUCCAUGUAACACUGAUUUUUGCGGGAAGAAUAUGACUUGUCAAGCGGGCUACACCAGCAAAGGAUACCGUUGUAUGAAAAACAUCACGUCGACGCCAUUAAACUUCAGCAACCUAGUUGCCAAAGAACACUUUCAUAAUUGUUCUGAUGCACCCAACAUAACGGGAGUUUACAAUACAUCUUACCAUGACUGGGGCCUUUUUCCUGUGUACUGUGAUCAGACAUAUGAUGGAGGAGGCUGGACGAUGGUAUUCAAAGUUGUUAGUGGCUUCUCUCCAUUGGACGUUGGUGGAAUUUGGUCGUCACCCUCCCUCCAUCAUGAAAAUCUCAACGACACCUUCGACUUAACGUCAACUUAUCCAACUCAUUACAAGAAUCGUAUUGUACUGAACUGGAAAUAUUUUAACCCUAAAGAGGUUCGCGUCGUUAUAUACAAGGACAGUCAACAAGUCACCUCCCUCAAGUUCAAUGCCACUGGUACAGACAACUUGAAUUGGUUUUCACAUGAAAACUUAAUUUACUCGCCAUGGAGUGAUCUCAAGAUGUUCCCAUCCGUAAAUUUUGGCCUUCUGGGUCCCAUAGUUUCCGAUCGCUUCUUUGAGAUAACUGGCCCUUAUACUGGUUGUGAAAGUGAUAUCGGUUGGUUGGUAGUUACAAGUCACCCAGUAUGUCCUUGGGACAGACGAUCACCUUGGCCUAGUAUCCAAUACAGCAAGCAGCGCGUGGCGUCGCGUAUGGAAAAUUACGGAAAUGUUGGGAUUGCAGACGUCCUCGCCGUGUUUGUUCGCUAACAACA
Pocillopora damicornis (cauliflower coral) is the source of this 1047-nucleotide messenger RNA. RefSeq lists its product as uncharacterized. Lineage: Eukaryota; Metazoa; Cnidaria; Anthozoa; Scleractinia; Pocilloporidae. The record is from RefSeq and is a predicted model, not a curated record.